Messenger RNA from Mesorhabditis belari, 957 nucleotides. NCBI's taxonomy places the organism in Eukaryota, Metazoa, Nematoda, Chromadorea, Rhabditida, Rhabditidae. The record is from the annotation of a GenBank genome assembly.
AUGAGCCAACACGGUGCUUUGAUUCAUCCAUCGUUUUUUGAAGAUUAUUUUAUUUAUCUAAUGCUAUUAGAAGUGAUCUUAUUUUUUUUCUUGUUGUUAACUCUAUCGAUCUAUUGGCAUUUGCUUACGAGGAAACGGGUUUUCCAUCCAAAUUUGAACCUGAUCCUCCUCGUGCAACCAAUUUUGGUCACCAUUGCCACAUUGAUUCGAUUGCUUCGACACGCUUUGGACCUCAUCGGAUUCCUUGAUGCCAACACUUUUCAAUUGUUUUCGUUUGCUGCUGAAUCGUUUGUUGGCUGUUCCCUUCACAUGACGAUGGGCUAUGCUCUCGAAAGGUUCAUUGCAAUGAGAAAUCUCGAAAGUUACGAACAAAAAUUCCCGACAAAUCGACUAGGCUGGAGGAUUUUGUUUUCUUUGGCUCUAUUCGAAGUGAUCGAAGCGAUUCUCUUUUUUCAAAAAUGGGCUGUUUCAUGGGUUGUCUUCAUUACUUCAUAUUUCAUUCAUUUUAUCGCCAUUGUGUUUUUCAUCAAAUUGUAUUUCGUUUGCAAACAGAAAUAUUUAGCAGUUUAUCAAAAGAGAUAUUGCACAGUGGAGGACAGGUACAGUACUCUGUCAAACUACAAAGCUUCUCGUGUCAUGCUAUUCCUUGCUCCAUACAAAAGUAUUACCUCUAUCUUUGUGAUUGCCAAUUACGAAUACGUGGCUGGUUAUUCCCUCUAUACACAAACAUUUUUCAUCUUUAUUUUCUAUUAUUUAGCUCAUUUUCAGAUCCAAGGUCAAAUGUGGUUAACAAUAUUUUACGAACCAGCUUUGAGGAGUAAAUUUCUGGAGUUAACAAUGUCUAAUAAUAAGAUUAAAACAGAGCAAAGCCUCAAUAAUGCUUUCGGUAAAAAGUUGAAAUAUGAGAAUUAUGAACAAGGCGAUGUUUAUUUUCGACAGUUUACGACGAUGUGGAAA